UUCCCUCUCUCCCACUGUCCCAUAGCCGAAGAAAAGGCGGCCAUGGUAUUAUUGCCAAUGUCGCAGUCCAUCGACACACUCCCUUCUCAGCUCGACAACGGCCUCUCUAAAACAUCAUCCUCCAAAUCGUCCGUUACGCACACGCUGCCAACGACAGCCAUACCAGGCGAGGCAGAGCCACAGCAGCCCAAUUCAGAGCCCAUGUUGGCCGAGAAAGCUCCAGAAAGGUCCCCUCGUAUAACACUCCGCCUCCCAUCGCUAUCGCGCCUGAUCGACGCCCGUCCGAAGAAGGCCUUGCCGACAAGAGUGGUAAUUGGAAAACAACCUUCAAAGCGAAGAGAACAGUCACUUGCGAAGGCUGAAAGGGAACGCGAGCAACGAGAAGAUAAUGAUGACAAGAGAACCAAGGUGAAACAGUCGACACUCUUCCAGAGUUUUGCCAAGUCCACACAUUCCAAGCCACGGGUUAUCGAGCUGAGUAGCGACUCAGAAGCUGGCAGUGACGGUGACUUGGACAAGGACAGUCAGCCGGUGGUGAAUGUGGAACAAAUCAGGGAUGAGGAAAUGGACAAGCCGAUAGAGGAUGAAUAUUGGUGCGAGGAUGUGAUGAUUUUGGAUGGGAACGAGCUUGAAGAAGAACAUGUGGAGGGACUCGGAAGCCAGUCGGUGUUUGGAGAGAGAGGCCUGUCGUGUCCCAUCCCAUCUGCCACAUUCGACAACGAAGCUGAUGCAACGCCCAUCACAACUCCAGUGAAAGUUGGAGAAGCCGAGGAGAAAUCAGAUGGGGAAGGGAAUCCAAGAGAGACGAGGCGGAAGGUGACGGUGGAGGAAAUUGAGGACGACUAUGAGGGUGGUGCAGAGAUCACGACUGAACCUGCUCAAUUAUCAGCACAAGAGCGAGCGGAAGAAGGACUAGAUGACGAACCUUGGGACCCAUCGCAGGAGGUGCACCCUCACGCUCUUUACCCGCCUGCGACACCUGCUGAAGUUCUUGCAACCUCACCGCAACAGCCACCUUCGCCGCCUCAGCACUCAGAACCACUUGCAUACCCGCACUCCCAGCACGGCUUUACCAUGCCAAACCGCACCAAGCCGCGUCAAGUUCCUGCCCAGAUUCCAUCGAAUAAUGCUGUCGUUGAUGCGAUUCAAAAUCUCGAAGAUCUUUUGCGGCCGCGACGGCGAAAUGGCACUGGACGGAUUCGUGCAAAACUCGAUCUUGUCAUCCAGGCUCGUUUGGAGGCGGUGCAACGUUUCUUGCGCUUGUAUAGAGCUGCUGGAUUCAAAGGGUGGACGACACAGUCAGAGCUGAUUGCACGAGCGGGGGGGAAGAUGGGGGCGCAAACGUGGUUGGGAAGGAAACUGAGGGAGUGGUCAAUCGCGUUCUGCAAAGAUAAAAAGAACAUACCUUCACACAAAUAUGGUCGCUUCAGUGCCUCGAUGCUUUCGGAUGAAGACAUUGCAGCCGACAUCCAUCUCCACCUCCAAUCCCUUGGUAAAUGGGUAUCCGCAAAACAAAUCGUGCGCUAUGUCCGGACCCCAGAGUUCCAAGCUCGUUUGCGUGUCAAACGUGACAUAUCCGUUCGUACAGCACAGAAUUGGAUGCACAAAAUGGGUUAUCGAUGGAGGAAGGAGCCGAAAGGAAUGUAUUCAGAUGGACAUGAGCGAGCUGACGUUGUGGACUACCGCCAGAAUGUCUUCUUGCCGAAGUGGAGGGAAAUCGAGGCUCGCUCACGUUGGUGGACACCUGACGCAACAUUCGAUACAGUCGAUUUCGAAUGUCGACAGAGGCUGUUCUUGAGUAAGGAAGUCGAUGUCCGUCCGAACACCACAUGGAGGCAAGACGAGUCCACCUUCUAUGCUAAUGACCGGCGAACAUUGCGUUGGGUCCAUGAGUCGGAGACAGCAACGUUGAAGGCAAAGGGAGAGGGAGCGAGUGAUAUGAUCGGCGACUUUGUGUCACCAGAGUAUGGCUGGCUGCGAUCAAAGAAACUAAAUGCCGCAGGAGAAUCUGAAGAUGCGCGCGUUCUUUUGAAGCCUGGAAAGAACCGCGAGGGAUAUCAAACAACGACCACUAUUCUUGCCCAGGUCACGAGAGCGAUGGACAUUCUGGACCGCGACUAUGCUCAUGAUCGCCAUACAUUUGCGUACGACAACGCAACGAUCCAUACAGCCCGUGCUCCCGAUGCUCUGAGUGCCAUCGAUAUGACUCUCGGACCCUCUCAAAACUUCAACAAAGUCAAAGGUCCUGAUGGCGUUGCUCGCUGCGUCCGUAUGCGCGAUGCUCGAUUCAAAGAUGGCACACCACAGUCACUUUACAAUGCUGACGGUGUAUUCAAAGGCUUGAAAUCACUCAUCCAAGAACGACGUGCUAAAGCUCAAGCUUCAAGUGCCGAAGCUCAACUGACACACGCUGCUGCCUCCGCAAAAUGA
Molecule: messenger RNA, 2430 nt
Organism: Mycena indigotica
Lineage: Eukaryota; Fungi; Basidiomycota; Agaricomycetes; Agaricales; Mycenaceae
Exons: 4
Coding region: 43-2430 (795 amino acids)
Source: RefSeq, a predicted model, not a curated record